Corythoichthys intestinalis (scribbled pipefish) is the source of this 2358-nucleotide messenger RNA. RefSeq names its product mediator complex subunit 28 (gene med28). Gene Ontology annotation, cellular component: mediator complex. The record is from RefSeq and is a predicted model, not a curated record. Lineage: Eukaryota; Metazoa; Chordata; Actinopteri; Syngnathiformes; Syngnathidae. The transcript has 4 exons. The coding region runs from base 290 to 838 and encodes 182 amino acids.
CAGCUCCGUUUUUCCGGCAUCUCGUUUUUGUAUUUUUUACAUUUUUCCUAGCAGUCGAAAUCCAUUGGACGUCUGUUGCCGACAAUGGCAUUGAAACACGAUCUAAAAUCUAUUGCCGUCCGUGGCAGCCAAUUAUUGAAUCGAAUGAAGUUCAGUUAAAACUGACAGCAAACGCAGUAACCUCAGGCAAGCAACAGGUGGCGGUGAUGCGCUUUUGGAGUUUGCAAACCACCGUUAGCUAAUAGAAGAAGAAAAACCCGGAAGUGCUACUCUGUUUUGUUCGCCACCGAUGGCGUCUUCAAUGAGCGGCAUGUUCCCCAGCCAACAGCCGCCGCCAGUUCACCCCGUCCCGGGCGCGAGCGGCUCGGUCCAGCCGGGCUUUCCCGUUCCGGCGAACCGUAGCACGGGAAACAACACGCUUGUGGACGAACUGGAGGCCUCCUUCGAGGCAUGUUUCGCCUCGUUGGUAAGCCAAGACUACGUGAACGGAACUGACCAAGAGGAGAUCCGAACAGGCGUGGACCAGUGCAUCCAAAAGUUUCUGGACGUGGCCCGACAGACGGAAUGCUUCUUCCUGCAGAAAAGGCUUCAGUUGUCAGUGCAGAAGCCGGAGCAGGUGGUCAAAGAGGACGUUUCAGAGUUGCGCAACGAGCUCCAGAGGAAGGAGCUGCUGGUGCAGAAGCACCUGUCCAAACUUCACACGUGGCAACAAGUUCUGGACGAAGUCAGCGUGCAGCAGCAGCAUCGCAAGGCCAGUGAGCUGCCCCCGCCCGGACCGCUGGCCUUCCUGGAGCAGGCGUCCGCCAGUUUGCCUCCUGCCCCGCUAAAGCCCACCUAGCCAAUGACUCUCACUUCAAAUGGACAACACUUCUACUAGUGACAAACUCAUUGAAAAUAAUAAAUUGUUGUGUAUUUUGUACAACCCGGCUUGAUUUUGGAGCGUUUUUGGCUAACUUAUCCUGGGUUACAUCAUGUUAGCAUUGUUCAACUGUUUGUUUUGGUUACUUCUUGUUCAUUUUUGGGGCAUUUACAAGUCACUUCCUGUUAAUUUUGGGGCUUUUGCAAGUCACUCCCUGUUGAUUUUGGGGAGUUUGGGGUCAUUUCCUGUUGAUUUUGGGGCAUUUUCGGGUCACUUCCUGUUGACUCAGUGACAUUUUGGCUUCACUUCCUGUACAUAUUGGGUAACUUCCUGUUUGUCUUGGUAACUUCUUGAUUUAGGGGCAUUUAGAGGUCACUUCCUGUUGACUUCUGUUGAUUAAUUGGCCACUUCCUGUUCAUAUUCGGUCACUUCCAAUUGGUAUAGUGGGGAUAUCAGGGUCACUUCCUGUGCAUAUUGGUUCAUUUCCUGUUUAUAUUAGGAACCUCAUUUUGGGGCAGUUGCGGGGAAGUUAUUGGGCCACUUCCUGUUGGUUUUGGGGCUUUUACGGGUCAUUUCCUGUUCAUAUUAGGUCACUUUCUAUUGCUAUGGGGGCAUUUUGGGUUCACUUCCUGUACAUAUUGGGUAACUUCCUGUCUUUCUUGGUAACUUCCAGAUUUAGGAGCAUUUAUAGGUCACUUCCUGUUGAUUUGUUCACAUUAACAGGUCACUUGUUGACGUCGAGGCAUUAAUGGGUCACUUCCUGUUGAUUAACUGGUCACUUCCUGUUCAUAUUUGUCACUUCCUAUUUAUAUAGUGGGGAUUUCAGGGUCACUUCCUGUCGAUUUUGGGAAUUUACAGGUCACUUCCUAUUUAUUCAGGUAACUUCCUGUUGAUUUUGGGGCAUUAACUGGUCACUUCCUGUUGAUAUAGGGGGAUUUCGGGUCACUUCCUGUUGACUCAGUGGCAUUUCGGGUUCACUUCCUGUACAUAUUGGGUCCUUUUUCUCUUUAUUUUGGUAACUUCCUGAUGAUUUGGGGGUAUUUACCAGUCACUUCCUGUUUAAUUUGGUAACUUCUUUAUUUUGGGGGCAUUUGCAGGUCACUUCCUGUUCAUUUGGGGCAUUAAUUGGUCACUUUCUAUUGAUAUGGGUCGAUUUCAGGGUCACUUCCUGUUGACUCAGUGGCAUUUCGGGUUAGUCAAAAAGACUGAAUAUUUAACUAAUGGUCAUUUUUCUCGGGAAUCUUUUGUUGACUUGUGAUAUGGUGACCCUGGAACGAGUCUGCCUCCUCGCCUGGGUCUGUUGCUGUUUUGCCUUGCCGUUUGAUCGCUGUCGACCUGAAUAAAUUGUCAACUUGUGUUUCGAAGCCUUUUUCCAGCUUUUAAAAUGGAGUCAGUACAAAGGGUUAAGACUAAGGUGAAUGCACAGCGUUUGGCCUCUUGGCCGGGUUGUCGGAUUUCCGCCGGCCGGCCAGGGUCGUUGGAAUUUUGGCUGACUUGUA